Molecule: messenger RNA, 681 nt
Organism: Sphaeroforma arctica JP610
Lineage: Eukaryota; Ichthyosporea; Ichthyophonida
Exons: 2
Coding region: 1-681 (226 amino acids)
Biological process (GO): maturation of SSU-rRNA from tricistronic rRNA transcript (SSU-rRNA, 5.8S rRNA, LSU-rRNA)
Cellular component (GO): nucleolus; small-subunit processome
Source: RefSeq, a predicted model, not a curated record
AUGGAGGUUAAAUACAGGAAGAAGAGCGGCAAAAAGGUGCGUAAACCCAAGAUAGUUGACGGAGAUGAGAGCGCCAUUAAACUAAUCGCGCGACCUUCUAAGGACGAAACUGUCGAAAUUAUUGAACCGUUGGCGACCAAUCAAAAGGGUGUGAACCUGUCUGAAGAUGACAUGCAAUUAGAUCAAGUCAUGGAGGAUACCGUAGAGUGUGAAAAACUAAUCCAGGAAUACACUGGCAAAGUGGACAAGGCUACCCAUCACGUGCGCGCACUAACCGAACGAGUCGUAGCCGGAGAAUUAAAUAUCAAGAAAGGCAUGGACUUCUUGCACUCUAAGUUGCACGCGAAUCUGUCCUAUUGUAUAUCAACCGCUGUCUUGAUGCUCAUGAAGGCUGAAGGAGAGUCGAUAAAAGGCAAUGACAUAGUAAAAGAACUAGUAAGAUUAAGAGGAUAUAUUGAGAAGAUGAGACCUAUGGAAAGUAAAUUGAAGUAUCAGAUUGAUAAACUAGUAAAAAUGUCGGAACAAGUGGGUGGAAACAGCGAAGAGGAGGCGAACAAUGCACUGAGUUAUAGACCGCAAUUGAGCAGUUUGGUUAGCAGAGAUGAAGAUAGUAAGUCGCUGGCUGGCAGAAGUAAAGGGGACCAGGUAUAUCAAAAAUCUAUAUCAUCUCAACAUCGAUAA